Messenger RNA from Salvia splendens (bonfire salvia), 736 nucleotides. RefSeq lists its product as uncharacterized. The transcript is spliced from 3 exons. The record is from RefSeq and is a predicted model, not a curated record. The coding region runs from base 72 to 572 and encodes 166 amino acids. NCBI's taxonomy places the organism in Eukaryota, Viridiplantae, Streptophyta, Magnoliopsida, Lamiales, Lamiaceae.
AUAAAACUUAUGGAUAAAGCCAUCACCCAAAACAAAAUUCCCCCCAAAAAUAAAAAUUCAUAGAAAAAACGAUGCUCCUCUAUGGCGGAGCAACUUCCACCAGAUGCUUGAUGAAACGCCCCUUUGAUCGCCAAGUUCAACUCCUCCUCAGAAAAGCUCCCAUCUUCGGUCUCAAUUUCACCGCAGGAAACUCCCUUGCCGCCGCAAUAACGGCCGCAGCAGCGGCAGCGCUGGUGUUGUCUGCGGGGGCCAUAGAGGUGGCAGUGCCGUCGCAGCCGGAGGAGACGCUAUCUAACGUGCCGCAGACGCUCUCGAGCGUGUGCGGCCCCGAGCAAAAGGACUGCAGGAAAAGAUAUAAAAUCCAGAGGCCGAAGUCGAAGGCGGCGGAGGCUUGCACGAGUAAGUGCUCUUCGACUUGCAUGCAAGGCGGUUACGGUUCCCCCGGUGAAGGCCCGUUUAAUAUCCGGAGACCAUUAGUUGUUUUCAAAGAAGGAUUUCGAAGUCGAAAAUAUUGUUUAUCAGAAUGCUCUGACAUUUGUAACUUGAUUAGAGAUGGAGAAGAUGGACCCUGAUUCAUUCAUUUUUUCUUUUCUUUUCUGUUUAUUUCGUAUAGAAUUAUUCAAAAGUAGAAUGAGAGUCUUGUUUUUAAUAUGUAAAUCCAGAUAUUCGUGUAACUGAGUUUAUUUAAUUGCUUUGUACUCCUAAUAACGAAAUGAGCUGAGUGAAACAACCAAAA